UUCUGAGCACAAUAAACCUCGGUUUGUGGCGGAUUUGCUUUGAAAAGAAAAACUAUUCACCGAAAAAACGGCCAAAAAAACCCGCCUAAAUAACUUAGAUUUCUAAACCCCUACCCAAACAGCCUUCAUUCUAACCUAGAGAUAGCAGAGAAAGCUAGAACAAGGCAGGAUUUGGUCGUUUUAGAGCGUUUUAGAGAAAUAUUAGUAUUGAAAUUAAUAGUUAACCAUGGGACAGAGUGACACUGAGAGUACUUCUUCCUCAAUGCACGGAAAUCCUGGCUCUCCGAGAGACCCUUCGGCAAUUCUUUAUGAAGAUUUACAUGGGCAGUCUUCCCUAAGCCCUUUUACCAGCCGUGUAAGACCCACCUCACCAUCCACGUCCAGCGACAGCAGUGAACUAGACAACUCGGUGAUCAUUACUGACGAAAGAACCAAGUCUAGACAAAGAGAUAUACCCUUCAUUGACCUAACUGGAGCAGAACACAAUGAUAUAGGCACUAUGGAUGACGCAGAAAGAUCUAAUGAAGGUGCCAUAGAGGAGGUUAAUGGAAUGUACAAUGACUUUGCUGCUCGUGUACAGAGGCAGCUUCAUGUCACACGUGAAAGACUUGCCAGAAUAAGAACUGAACACCAUCGUCUGCGCUUACAUGCCUUAAGAUCUCGCAUGCAGAAUUGUCCCUACAUAACAACGUACAGGUCAGGGAGACGGCCAACACCCCAUUCUCUGACACAUAGACAGAGGCCCCAGGAACUGAACAUAGCUUCAACAUCAAGUGGUCCAGUCCGUGUGACCUCUCCUAUUACUAUUAAUGAUUCUCCUGUCAUGCCUGAAAGAAUUGAUCGCACUUUAUCACCUGAGAAUGUAGAAGAAGGUGCCCAUGGUGAAGAACCUCAGGGAGCCAACUCCGAGUCCUAUAAUCAUCAACCAGAGCAUCGGUAUGCAUGGCGUCGCCGCCUCAGUCGAGACAGUGUGCUUCAGCGCUUACAAGAUAGGCUAUCAUCCUGUAAUGAGGAAUCUGAUGAAGCAAUAGCAAGGCGACUGCAGGCUCAGUUUGAUCAAGAACUAGCAGACGAGCAGCCGCAGGUCCAAACAGCUGAGUCAUCCUUCCUUCCACAUGCCCCACCCGACCUUGCAGCUGGACCAUUGCCUUUACCCCUACAUUACCGCCGCCGACGUUACUGUCAUAGAAGACAUGGAAUAAGCUACAGUUUGACUUCUUCAAAUACACUUCCUGAUCUGCUGUUGCCUUUUGUGUCCAUGACGUCACUUCCUCCUCCACUGCAUCACUUUGAUCCAGUACAAAACCAUGGAAACGAAAACGAAGAUUAUGAAGCGUUAUGGAAUCUAACCGAACGCAUCGGACCAGCCAAAUCACGAGGGCUUAACAAAGAAGCCAUAGACCGCAUCCACUCAUUCCGUUACAGUGCGAGUAACAAAGAAAUGUCUAAUGGGAGUUGUGUUGUGUGCAUGAUGGAUUACAACAACAGAGAAAAACUAAGAAAGCUUCCAUGUUCACAUGACUUUCAUUCCAAGUGUAUAGAUAGAUGGCUCAAGAACAACCGCAGUUGCCCAGUCUGUCGUGAAGUCGUUUGCAGCUCUUAAAUUUCGACUAUGGAGUGCCACACGAUCGUCAUUGGGACCUCUUUUGCAUAAUGAUUAUAUAACGCCAUAUAUCCAUAUACACCAGUAGAGUGCAAACCAUAUAUCCGUGACAAAGUUAACUAACAAAAGAGGUCUACUACUGAACUUACUAGUUUCUGCAAAUUGGUGCAAUUUCUUACGACGCUUUUCACGGAUAUAUGAUAUAUACACCCUAUCCAUAUAAAGUAAUAUUGAUAAUGAAUACAAUUUUGUAAGUAGUUUGCCCGCCACUUUAAGAUCGAUAAAAUAUCGUUGUAAAUAUUGAACGAUCAUAGUCCGUGAUUGACAUAAUAAUAACAAGCCCCACUUUAAUCCCAAUAACUUGGCUAGGUUUCAUUUAUUGCAUUCACUAUAUAAGUAAUCUAUAUUUUUUCUAUGUAUUAUAACAGAUACACAUUUAAUAAAAGAUGGAAUAUGUUAGCCUA
Messenger RNA from Actinia tenebrosa (Australian red waratah sea anemone), 2067 nucleotides. RefSeq lists its product as uncharacterized. Lineage: Eukaryota; Metazoa; Cnidaria; Anthozoa; Actiniaria; Actiniidae. Gene Ontology annotation, molecular function: ubiquitin protein ligase activity. The record is from RefSeq and is a predicted model, not a curated record. Gene Ontology annotation, biological process: protein ubiquitination.